CGUCACCGGCAGGUCCUUCGUUAUGCUGGCGUAGUCCCCGCCCGAGGCGGUGUGCGUCAGCGUCCCGGUGUCGUUGGCGCCGUCGUUGUCCUGGCCCGCCUUGACCGUCACCGUCUGCGCGGUGUUCCAGUUGUCCACAGUGAAGGUCAGCAUGUUGCUGCUCAGCGUGGUUCCCGACAGGCUCAGGUCCGUGCCGUCGUGUCCUGUAAUGGAGACCGUGACGCUGUCCGAGGGCCGGGUGGCCAGCUUCACGGUGUAGCUCGACCCCGCGGCGUCUCCCUCCGUCACGGUGAGGUCCGUCUCGCUGAGCACGAUGGCCGCCGUGUCGUCGUCGGUGACCGUCACCGGCAGGUCCUUGGUGACGUUGACGUAGUCGCCGCCCGAGGCGGUGUGCGUCAGCGUCCCGGUGUCGUU
Geodia barretti is the source of this 414-nucleotide messenger RNA. Lineage: Eukaryota; Metazoa; Porifera; Demospongiae; Tetractinellida; Geodiidae. The record is from the annotation of a GenBank genome assembly.